AUGAGUAAAGAUAAAUUUCCAUUGUUUCCCUCACGUGCAAAUUUAGUGUUUAUGAAGCUACGUCAUGCUUCUGCAGUGAGAGGUCUUGGUUUAUUAAAGCGAAAACGUGAUGCAAUGGAAAUGAAACUGAAAGAAUAUCAGAGAUUGCAGCAGGAAACGGCAGAUCAAAUACCAAUUGUUAUGAGAGAUGCAAUAUUUGCAUUAGCAAAAGGAAAUUUUCUUUCGACUGAUUUUAAACCUGCUGAAAUUAAUACUUCAGAGCGUGCAGAUUGUUUUCUACGCAUAAUUCAAGGUAAAGUUUUAGGAAUGAAAUUACCUUCAUUUAAUUUAAUUAUGUGGAAUGCAACAAAUAAUCCGUUAACUGGUCUUUCACGAGGCGGAGAACAAGUAGGAAAGAUUCGGAAUAAAUUUCAAGAAGCACUCAAAGUGCUCGUCCGUAUGGCAUCACUUCAAAUCUCAGUUAAAGUAUUAACCGAUCAUGUUCGUCAAAAUAAUAUGCGUGUCAAUGGUUUAGAAUAUGUAAUGAUUCCAAAACUUAUUAAUACAGUUGCCUAUAUCAAUCAAGAACUCGACGAACUUGCACGUGAAGAGUUUUAUCGCUUGAAAUGUUCACAGCGUAAACAAAUUGAGGCUAAGAGAAGAUUUAAGGAAUUAGUAAAUAAAUAUAACAGGUUAAUGGGUAAGGAUGAGGUUUUUCCUUCUUCUGUACAACCUGCUGAUAUACCAUUUCAUAGGAGUCAGUUCAAUGCAGAUAAUCUUAAUUCAGUAACCUAA
Molecule: messenger RNA, 774 nt
Organism: Teleopsis dalmanni
Lineage: Eukaryota; Metazoa; Arthropoda; Insecta; Diptera; Diopsidae
Product: V-type proton ATPase subunit D 1-like
Exons: 1
Coding region: 1-774 (257 amino acids)
Cellular component (GO): proton-transporting V-type ATPase complex
Molecular function (GO): proton-transporting ATPase activity, rotational mechanism
Source: RefSeq, a predicted model, not a curated record